Molecule: messenger RNA, 1362 nt
Organism: Botrytis fragariae
Lineage: Eukaryota; Fungi; Ascomycota; Leotiomycetes; Helotiales; Sclerotiniaceae
Exons: 3
Coding region: 1-1362 (453 amino acids)
Source: RefSeq, a predicted model, not a curated record
AUGCGCUUAUAUGAAUAUGGGCACAGUAUUCGCACAUGUCGCAUAUUUGCACGAGUUACAAUCAAGAAAUGGCCAGCGCAAAAAUUGAGACAAUUGGCAACAGCUGCGCCGCUACAAGUGGAAAAAUAUGAUAUCGCUUGUGGUAUCUCGGGACACAUUACCGUCGACCCGAACCGUGAAGCAAAGACCCCCGGUAUGGCAUUCCAAAUUAUUCGAGAUAAUUCACGCAUCACGUGUGGAAAACGAUCAAGUGGUCUUCCUCCCCUGGUAGCUGUCUUGGCUUCGGUUCAUGAUACACUUCAAACGUAUAGUUGGCUAUUGAAAAGUUACCUGCCCUCUCUGUUACAGGAGCCUAAACCUCUGGAUUCAACCUAUUUUUACAACAAUCCAAAACCAAUCCAACGACCACUUCUAAUCUAUGGAUCAUACCUUGGCGGUACUCUUGCCACCUCUCUCGCCCUCACAGAAUCGUUUACCUCUUCCUUCUCACCCACUAAGAUCCAUUCUCUCAUAGUGCAUAAUGGAAUUUUUGACUGGACUCCCAUCUCUACCACACCUGACCCCUCAAUCUUUCACUCUGCAUCCGCAGAUUCAUCACAAAAUCUUUCCUACAAUCGCCUCUCAACAUUAGACUUAUACGAAAGCUCUCCCUGGACAACUCUGACCCUCCACGCCCUCAAAACUCGUCUCUUUUCAUCUCCAUCUCAGACCUUUGAUCCCUUCGCUUCGCCCAUCCUCUUCUUUCGCACCUCCGGCAUCUCGGUUCCACAAAGAUGGCCCAUUCCUCCCCCCGCUUCUCCACCCCCCUCAUCCAUUUCACCCACUGAGACAUCUAGUUCUGAAAGUACAGAUUUUAUCGAAGCCAACGACUUCUCCCCCUAUCCUGAUCCCCAGUUUCCAUACCCGGAUCUCUCAAACGAGUACGCAACCGAAGAAGAAGAAGAAGAGCCACAUGAAGCCCUUUUCGAAUCCCGAAAAUCAAAUCUUCUCUUCCCACCUGCUAAAUCAUCGUUACGGAUACCAAGAUCGUUGUUUACUUACUCUUCUUUUCUGUUUGCUGGAGAGAAAGCAUAUGAUAUAUCACAAGACAUAUCACAGGAUGAGGGAAAGAUUGAAGAAAAAGAUGAAGGAGAAAAAGAAAACAAUAUCUUUAAACAACAAGCUCAAGAAUUAACAAAGUUAAUGAGAAGAAGUGUAGUAAUGCAUGAAUUGAAAGAAAGAGUGCAAUGGGAUGAAGAUUGUGAUGCGGAUGAGACUGCGAAGGAGAGGGUUACUGAGAUGGAGGUUGGAGAUGCGGGAUGGGAUGGGGCGGUGGAGAGGGAUACGGUGGUCAGAGAGUGGAUUGAUGAAGGGGGGUUGUGA